Messenger RNA from Vitis riparia (riverbank grape), 828 nucleotides. RefSeq lists its product as uncharacterized. NCBI's taxonomy places the organism in Eukaryota, Viridiplantae, Streptophyta, Magnoliopsida, Vitales, Vitaceae. Gene Ontology annotation, biological process: proteolysis. The transcript has 6 exons. Gene Ontology annotation, molecular function: cysteine-type peptidase activity. The coding region runs from base 1 to 828 and encodes 275 amino acids. The record is from RefSeq and is a predicted model, not a curated record.
AUGAAGCAAAAACAACUUCUCCUACCAGAAACAGUGGAUAAGCCAAUCCGUAAAGUUGAAGAUGUUAGAAAAUGUGAGCUGGUCAUAGGCACCAAGGAAAAUAUAGUGGCAGGUGGAACAAUUAUACUUGAAUGUGGUCCCAACUAUUUAGUAGUUGUUGAUGCUCCUUAUGAUUCAAGUGCACCCCUUCCCAUUCCUAUUCCUGGACAAACUACUACUGUUGGGGCUGCAAUUGGUUACCAAGUUUUGUGGCCAACUGAUUUGGUCAUCAUCCGUACUCCCAUCUUAGCAUCUAAGAAAGCAAAGAAACAAAAAGUAAAUGAAGUUGAAGUCAAAUCCAAGGGUGAAAAACCACAAGAUAUGAAAAAUUUUGAGACAUUGGUUGGCCUCAUGCUGAGUACAUCAAGAACACACCCUAUAAACUUCCCAGAUGAUGUUUUUGGUGAGAGUUUCAAGACCUUCAUAAUGAAAGAAGAUAUGGAAAUGAUAAUAUCAUCAAAAGAAGUGUCAUCCAAUUGUAUUUUAUACUACAUCUGGCAUUUGCAUAGAAAGUUGAUUGAUGCAAAGCAGGCCGAACGAUAUGUUUUUGUCAAUCCAGCAUUGGUCUCAAAAGCUGGAAUGGGAGAGGGAAGCAAGGAAAACAGGUCAAGGGUUAUUGCAGAUCGACUAAAGAAUACAAAGCAUGCUGAAUAUAUGCUUAUUCCAUACAACCCAGAUUUCCAUUGGGUGUUAGUGGCAUUGGAGAUGAAGAAAAUGAUUGCAUAUUACCUUGAUCCAAUGGCCUGUCAACCAUGUGAUGAUCUUAAGGACAUAGUUAAAUGGCAAUGA